AUGGCUGCAAAAGUAUUAAAACGUAUUAUUGAUGAAAUACACAGUGCAAAAUAUUGGGGACUCGUCGUAGAUUCUACCCCAUAUAUAUCCCACAUCGAUCAGUUUUCAGUCAUUUUCCGAUACUACUUAGAUGGUCACGUUUAUGAACGUUUUUUCUGCUUUUUACAAAUACAAAGUCAUAAAGGUAGGUCACUUAGUAAUGACGUAUUAGAUUUAAUACAGGAGCACGGUAUAGACACAAGAAUGCUAACCGACAAAGACUUACAAGCUAGUAGCUUAAGCCCGGCUGAUAAAUUCCGAGUAAACGCAUUUUAUGUGAUUAUAGACAAAUUAGUUGCCGAGUUGCAGAAACGGAGUGAAGCAAAUGAUCGCAUCAUUCAACUAUUUGCCUUUCUCACACAAUUAUUAUUUAUAGAAGCAGAUGUAUUAGAAAAAAAAGUAGCAAAUCUCGUAAAGGCUUACUCUGACGAUUUAGAAAAAGAUUUAUCAGUUGAAUUGAAACAAUUUAUACCAUGUUCAAAACGGCAGCCUAAGGGCUUUUUUCUUAUCGUACAGGAAAAAACACAAGUGCAAAUGAUGAAAUCUUGUGUCCCUUAA
Molecule: messenger RNA, 597 nt
Organism: Parnassius mnemosyne (clouded apollo)
Lineage: Eukaryota; Metazoa; Arthropoda; Insecta; Lepidoptera; Papilionidae
Source: the annotation of a GenBank genome assembly